AUGUCGACGACUAUUACCUCUCCUCUAACGCCAACGUCAGUUAACACCGUUGGCAGUUCGCAAACUCUUCUAACCAAGGCACGGGAGUAUCUCCCGGGCGUUGACCAUGCCGUCUUCAAGUACUUCCGCAUCAUCAAGAGGGUCGAGGGAAAAGCUCAGCAGUACGAGUGCAAGUUCUGCAGCAAUGUCUACACUGGUGCUGCCAUCCGAUGCGUGCAACACUUCACGCCGUGGAAGGGGAUGAAACGUCGUGAAGUGGUGCUUUGCAAUGAUGCGCCGCAAGAUGUGCGCUUGGCCAUGCGCACGAAAUACGAGGCAAAGGCUGUUGCGGCCAAAGAGAAGAGGCGGGCAGCAGCUGAAGCGGUUGCCGCGGUCAAGGCUAAUGGUGUGAAGCGGGCGCGCAUCACCGAUUACCUUGAGGGGGAUGCGGCUGCAAGAAAGAGAGAAGCGGACGAGGCACUUGCGCUUGCUUGGGCCGCCCUCCAUAUCCCCGAGCGCCACAUUGACCAUCCUCUGAUGGUCAAUGCAUUGAACCUCGUCAAGCGCGCCGGUGCCGACUACGUCCGUCCCAAGAGGAAAUACAUCGGCGGUGCUGGCCUUCUCUCGUGUCGCAACGGAAUCGAGCAGGGUUUGGUGGCAGAUGAUGAGCCGUAUGGCACCGAUGCCACCUGUUGCAAGAGACCAUGA
Messenger RNA from Closterium sp. NIES-65, 687 nucleotides. Lineage: Eukaryota; Viridiplantae; Streptophyta; Zygnematophyceae; Desmidiales; Closteriaceae. The record is from the annotation of a GenBank genome assembly.